Messenger RNA from Apaloderma vittatum (bar-tailed trogon), 882 nucleotides. RefSeq names its product V-type proton ATPase subunit S1-like. The transcript has 5 exons. The coding region runs from base 1 to 882 and encodes 293 amino acids. Gene Ontology annotation, cellular component: proton-transporting V-type ATPase complex. Lineage: Eukaryota; Metazoa; Chordata; Aves; Trogoniformes; Trogonidae. The record is from RefSeq and is a predicted model, not a curated record.
AUGAGGUUCAACAAGGUAAAGUGCAACGUGCUGCACCUGGGUAGGGGCAAUCCCAAGCACAAAUACAGGCUAGGCAACGGGGGGAUUGAGAGCAGCCCUGCAGAGAAGAACUUGGUGGUGUUGGUUGAUGAGAAGGUUUCUAGAAGAAGUGAUGUGGCAUGGGAAUUAAGACGACAAUUAAUGGCCACUGAGGAAGAAGACAGUUUAUCAUAUCCUCCUCUGAAUGUGACCACUGGAAAUGAUACAUGCAUCCUUUUUUAUGCUAGAAAUAUCACCCUCAAAGCCAACAAUUCAGUUUUAAUAGAUUUGACAAAUGUGACAUUUGUAACCCGGAAUGUGGAUAUUUCUUCCUCUGAAUGCUCAGACGUCAACACAACACUGUCAUUAAAAUACACAAAGCCAAUGAAUGGAAUCAGCAGCCUAGAGAUAAGGUUUUUAAUGACCAACAAAUUCUAUGGAGGCUCGGCUAGAAAUUGGUCCACUUUAGAUUCAGUUGAGAUUGUACAAGAUGGAGGAAUCUUUGCUAAAUUUAACGUUUCUGCCAUCUCUGCUCCUGCAGAGUAUUCAUUUCAUUGUCAGCUGGUGGGAACAAGCGAUCUCUAUCCUGCAAGGCUGAUUCCAUCCAACAAUGAGGCAAAAAAGUGGGAUGUUUUCAUCUCCAGGUUGCAAAUGCAAGGCUUCAACAUUGAAAACAACCAGUUUUCCUAUGCAAGUGACUGUACAGGUUUCUUCACUCCUGGAAUCUGGAUGGGCUUAGUGACAUCUAUAGUUCUACUGUGGAUCCUGGCCUAUGGAAUCCAUAUGAUCAUGCAGCUCACAACAAACAGCAGAUUUGAUGACCCCAAAGGUUCAGCUCUGUCAGUUCCUCAGACAGAAUCAUAG